AUGGAUGUUUUGGCGAAUCACAGUAUUUUCCAGGAACUUCAGCUCGUUCAUGACACCGGCUACUUCUCUGCCAUGCCUUCGUUGGAGGAAAACUGGCAGCAGACCUGUCUGGAGUUGGAGCGUUACCUCCAGACAGAGCCCAAGCGUCUGUCGGAGCUCUUCGACCAGGACCUGGACGGCCUCCUCACCCCGGCCUACCUGAAGGAGGACAGCGAGGAGGAACUUUCAGACGGCCUCCUCCCGAGCCUCCCCGGCUUACCCGAGCCCCCCAGCCCGCCACCCGCACUCCUUUGCCCCGCCCGGAAGACCCUCCCCUCCCCGGGCGCGACCAAAAGGGACCUGAAACCGAGGGCCCCUGGGCCGGACGGUGCGGAGGCCGCAGAGGGGGUCCACCAGGCCCAGCUGAGCGCCGUUACCUCCCUCACGCCGCCCUCGUCCCCAGAGCUGGGCCGCCACCUGGUGAAACCGAGCCAGACGCUGACAGCGUCGGCCGACGGGACGCUCACCCUCAAGCUGGUGGCCAGGAAGGUGGGCCUGAGCGCUGCCCGCCUGGUGGCGGCGCAUGCCCUUCCCGUCCGGGUGAAGGAUGAAGAGGAGGGUGCCACCUGCGUCAUCGGCCUGGGGGAGCUACCGGAGAACAAGAGGAGGAUCCACCGCUGUCAGUUCAACGGCUGCAGGAAGGUUUACACCAAGAGCUCCCACCUAAAGGCACACCAGAGGACACACACAGGUGAGAAGCCCUACAAGUGCUCAUGGGAGGGCUGCGAGUGGCGGUUCGCCCGGAGCGACGAGCUGACGAGGCACUACCGCAAACACACCGGUGCCAAGCCCUUCAAGUGCAACCACUGUGACAGGUGUUUCUCACGGUCGGAUCACUUGGCGCUCCACAUGAAGAGGCACAUCUGAGGCGGAGGAAUUUGAGCGAGGUCAGCAUGAGCGGAGGAGAGGAGAGAGGAGGAUGGAGGUGGAGAGGAAGAGCGAGAGAGCAUUAUCUACACAAACACACACAAACACACGCAAAAAGCAACGAAAGGAAAAAAACAAAAACAAAAAAAACCUCACAGACCCAAAAACACCGUUACUGAGAGACCCACAC
This is a messenger RNA of Lampris incognitus (smalleye Pacific opah), 1096 nucleotides long. RefSeq names its product Krueppel-like factor 7. The record is from RefSeq and is a predicted model, not a curated record. The transcript has 4 exons. Gene Ontology annotation, molecular function: DNA-binding transcription factor activity, RNA polymerase II-specific; RNA polymerase II cis-regulatory region sequence-specific DNA binding. Gene Ontology annotation, biological process: regulation of transcription by RNA polymerase II. Bases 1 to 906 code for a protein of 301 amino acids. NCBI's taxonomy places the organism in Eukaryota, Metazoa, Chordata, Actinopteri, Lampriformes, Lampridae.